AUGGAAGCCAGCUGGGAAUUGCCUACUCUGAGGGGCACCAUCCGACUAGGCGCCUCACUACAUGCAUCGCUGACCACUUUUGUACUAGCCCAAUUCUACGACGUCGACUUCUAUCCUUACACUGCACCCGGCCUGGAUCCCGUUUUCGCUACUAUUGUCUGUCGAUGCAUUCUCGACAAGAAUGGUACCAUCGAGAUCUUGCGCUGGUUUGAAGAUGAGGAAAGCACUGCAGAAAAUGGUUCAGCGAAUCCCAAGCAAAUCAGGUACAACAGUGUCGUAUGGUCUCAGGCUACCAAUGGAGACCCACUCGUCUGCGUAGCUUGCGACUCCCGUAUCAAGGUUCUCAAUGUCCGAACUGGCGAACUUUCGGCGGCAUUCACAUACACAUCUGACGCCAAGCAGUCCGUCAACGACCUUGCCAUAUCCCCGGUCGAUCCCACCAUCAUCGCAUCAGUCAGCAUUGACCACAGCCUCCGAUUGUGGAGCCUGCACCCUUCGCAUGAGAAGCAACCGCUUGGGGCCGUAUGCUACGGCCAAGGUCACAAAGAUCAAAUCUUGACCCUAUGGGCUGUCCCGGAUGAUCUCAAAGAACAUGCCGGAACCGAUAAGCCGGUAAUGGUGCAUUACCCGCAUUUUUCCACGACUGAAAUCCACACCGAUUUUAUAGACUGUAUCCAAUGGUACAAUGAUCUGAUUUUUAGUCAUGCAUGCCGAGAAGGCAAGAUCAUCCUCUGGAGUAUCGACCAUUUCAGCUCAGACCAUCCCGUUACGCCUCCUGCACCUAUUCCGACAUCAAGCGCAGUCAACAGUCGCACACCAGUCACAAUAUCAGCCAAUCUGACAUCAAACACACGGUCAGCAUGGGGCGGUCGCUUCCAGCGUCUGCUCCAGUUUGAUUUGCCACACACUAAUCAGUUCUACAUUCGCUUUUCCCUCUUCCACGAACUCGGCCAUCAUCCGAUCUUGGUUGCGGGCAAUGAAAAGAGCAAGACAUUUUUCUGGGACCUUCAACGCCUUGAAAACUCUGGGACGGGAGAAUCAAGUACAGGGGAUGAUAAGCUCUAUGCCGGAAAAGAAUUGCCGCUGGGUCUUCCCCGACAUGUUCGAGAAGGCAGCUCAGCCUCGACCGCCUCCUCUGCCAUUAGCGCCGGCUCCGGGAACACUAAGAUGAAGCAAAAGAAAGUGAAGGAGGUUGUUCGUGAUAGAGGCAUAUCCGACCCUUUCCGCUCCAUCAAAGCACACAAGAUUGUGGAGACACCAAAGUACAAAGCUUUCGCCUUUCGCCAUUUUUCAUGGAGCCGUGAUGGCCAGUGGUGUGUCGCUGUAGGCGAUUGUGGUACCAUCAAUGUCUUCAGCCGUUGGGAAAAAGGCGUGCCGCCAAUGAACCCUGACCAGGAGAUAACAGUACAAGAUGAACCAAGUAUUAGUCAGUGA
Messenger RNA from Bipolaris maydis ATCC 48331, 1434 nucleotides. The record is from RefSeq and is a predicted model, not a curated record. NCBI's taxonomy places the organism in Eukaryota, Fungi, Ascomycota, Dothideomycetes, Pleosporales, Pleosporaceae.